UUCCGAGCGAAACUAUACAGCCGGACACAUCGUUCCACCACCAAACAGUAUGAUCGCCCACACUGCACUGGCCCUCGCGGCCCUCCCCCUCGCGCUCGGCCAGGUCAGCGAGGGCUUCGAGAGCGGGUGGGACAAGACGGCGUGGCCGACGUAUGCACCGGACUGCAGCCAGGGCGGCAGCGUCAGCCUGGACUCGACGACUGCGCACAGCGGCAAGAACUCAAUCCGCGUCAACGGCGCCGGCGGCUACUGCGGGCACAUCUUUGUGGGCACGACUAAGGUGCCGAGCGGCGACGUCUACGUACGCACGUGGCUCAAAACAUCCAAGGCCUUCACCGACUCGCACGUCACCUUCAUCACCAUGCCCGACGCGGCCCAGGGCGCCAAGAAGCACCUGCGCAUGGGCGGGCAGAGCCGGAUCCUCAUGUUCAACCGCGAGUCGGACGACGCGACGCUGCCGGACCUGUCGCCGCAGGGCAUCGCGACGUCGGCGCCGCUGCCGGCUAACUCGUGGCAGUGCGUCGAGUACCACCUGGGGCCCGACGGCACGCUCGAGACGUGGCUCAACGGCAAGGCCGUGGCGGGGCUGACGAGCAAGGCGGGCGUGGCCAACCCCAACGCGGCGCAGUGGCAGCGGAGCAGCAUCAAGCCCAAGGUGUCGGCCAUCUACUUUGGCUGGGAGUCGUACGGAGGGGACACAAACACGUUUUGGUACGACGACAUUGUGGUCAGCUCGACGCGGGUGGGGUGCACCUGAUGUAGUCUAUGAGUGCUAUUCUCUGUCUAUCUGUCUCCAUCUCGCGCUUC
Messenger RNA from Gaeumannomyces tritici R3-111a-1, 807 nucleotides. RefSeq lists its product as hypothetical. The record is from RefSeq and is a predicted model, not a curated record. The transcript is spliced from 3 exons. NCBI's taxonomy places the organism in Eukaryota, Fungi, Ascomycota, Sordariomycetes, Magnaporthales, Magnaporthaceae. The coding region runs from base 50 to 757 and encodes 235 amino acids.